CCACUGAGUUGUUAAACUCUCUCUGGGUGAGUGGCAGCUGGUACCGGGAAGCGAAUCCAGUGGCCAGUACCUACCACCCUUAUGUCUGAUGGGAUAACUACUACAGCACCGAGGCCUGUCAAGCUACAGCAAAACAACGUUACAUCGACCCAUGGCGCGACUUUGACCUCACAUACCCAAUAACAAAAUCUUCUUGCUUUGUGGGUGUCUGCUUUCUGCUUCAGGAUUGUCGCCUUUGUCUAAACUGGCCUUGAGCAUAAAACGAGAAUCGGUUUGUUGUUUUUAAUACACUUUCCACUCUGCAACAUCUUUAUCGUUGUAAAUUGUUGGACAACUCCUAUCGUAUUAGUAGGGCAUACUGCUCGCACUUUUGAAUUGUCGGACAACACCAUUAAUGAAAACAGAAGAGUUGAGCGCUUACCAUGGAAAUAUAUAUCUAACAAAGUAUUUUUCAUAACGGGGCGGCUCAAGGCCUUGGCAGGGGAAUGGCAGAAGCGGCACUGAAAAGGGGCGGAAAGGUUUUUAUUGCAGAUCUCAACACAAAAAUCGGCGAGGAGACCUUAGCAGCCCUACAAAAGGAAUACGGAGCUGACAAUGUCAGAUUUGGAAAAUGCGAUGUUACCAAGAAAGAUCAAUUUACAGCUACCUUUCAAUCGGCUGUGAACAGUUUUGGUCACAUUGACGUGAUGGUGAAUAACGCAGGAAUAAUGAAUGAUAAGACGUGGGAAUUGAUGAUAGCGAUCAAUGUGAAUGCAGUUAUUUGGGGAACUAAUUUGGCCAUUAAACACAUGCGUAAGGAUAAAGGAGGUAGAGGAGGGGUGAUAAUAAAUAUGUCUUCGGUAGCAGGUUUGGCACCAUGUUCCUUUUUUCCGCUCUAUGCAGCUACGAAACAUGCGAUAGUUGGAUUUACUAAAAGCUGGGCGUCAAAUCCAAAUAUGCCCAGCAUGGGAGUGAGGUUGGCCUGCCUGUGUCCAUCUGCUGCAGACACAAAUAUGAUUCAUCCAAAACCAGAUGAAUGUCUUUGCUACGACGGUCUAAUGGCCUAUCUCGACGUUGUUGAAAUCAUUCCAGUGUCUGCUGUGGGUGAUGUCUUUAUCAAACUGGUUCAGGACGAGGACAGCAAUGGGAAGCUGAUGGUCAUCACGCCAGGGUCAGAUUCGUUUUACACGGAACAGAUGCUUGAUCCGCCGCUUGUGAUGCCAAAGCUUGAUACUAGUCAAGAUGCAAAAAAAUAGAUCAAAGUGGCCUGGGUUGUGUGAUCGGCCUAAAGCUGAUAGACUCUAGGUUCAUAUCCCAAUGCCGGCUGUCAGUUAGAGUGAUUUUUACCGACCCAAUGACCACUGCACAGACUUCUCUCUCACUACAGCGUUCUUGAACCGUAAUUCGAUUUAAGUACGAAAUCAAGUUUAAUAUACCCAGCGAAUGAAAUAAAGCAUAGGUUGUCAAAUAGACGCAUAAUUAUUUUUGUGAAAACCUGUCUACUUAUUUGUUCUUAUGUUGAUAUAUUGGCCCGCCUUACAGACUUAUUAUGGUUAAAAUGGUUGAGGUAUUUGUGGGUGACCCCCCCCCCCCCCCUCCGCCGUUCCCCAUAUAAAAUCCUCACUAUGUUAGGAUGAUAUCUCCUUCCUAAUUCGUCUUUAGGUUACACUGUACCAAAGCAGAAAGCUCUAUCUCAAAGUUCAAAUAUUUACAGAGUAACAUCAGCUGCUGGUCUGGUUGGUAGUAAUAUGUAUCGUUGAUUAUUUAUGCAAAUAUUAUUAUCCAAUAAAUAAAUACACUUUUAUUUAGUACCGGUAUACAAUUGUUACACCAGUGCAUAUUACCCCCAAAAAGGAAAAUGCGAUUUUCAGCAAAAAUGAGUGUUGCUAAUGAAAAUAUUAAUAACAUCUCUUAAAUGGUAUAUACAUGAGCCCCAUUUUAUUACAGGUAGAUUUAAUUUGAGGUGCAACACGUUUUAUUUAUGUACAGUACUGCUUGGAUGAGUAGGCGUGCUGCUCAUCGUUUUAUUGGUAAACGUUAACAGUAUUGGCUUUAGGAAGAUAUUUGGCACAAUGGUACCUUUGUGACUAGCUAGCGCUACAUCUAAGACAGGCUACGUUUUAUUAAUUUAGACUACAAAGCCGAUUUUUUGUACAGAACAGAGUUCAAUGGAUAUUUUGAAAGAUGUGAUAGCAUACACUGACUAUCAAAACAGUAAUUAAUGAUACCAUGCAAGAAUAAAUUCAACAAACAAAUUAUCAAUUUAAUAUUUUAAUACUAACAGGAAGGAAAGGAAGUUAAAUAUAUUAUUUAAUCAUUGGUGGAGUUACCAAUGAUACUUUUUGUUAUGUUUAGUAAAAUUAUAUUGGCAAAUUUGUAACAAUUUCGAAAACGUAAACAUUAUAAGUUAGUUAAUAAACAUAUUCAAAUCUU
This is a messenger RNA of Gigantopelta aegis, 2412 nucleotides long. Its product is annotated as 15-hydroxyprostaglandin dehydrogenase [NAD(+)]-like. Gene Ontology annotation, cellular component: cytoplasm. NCBI's taxonomy places the organism in Eukaryota, Metazoa, Mollusca, Gastropoda, Neomphalida, Peltospiridae. Bases 486 to 1235 code for a protein of 249 amino acids. Gene Ontology annotation, molecular function: oxidoreductase activity, acting on the CH-OH group of donors, NAD or NADP as acceptor. The record is from RefSeq and is a predicted model, not a curated record. The transcript is spliced from 7 exons.